Messenger RNA from Zootermopsis nevadensis, 1572 nucleotides. Its product is annotated as transmembrane protein 234 homolog. Lineage: Eukaryota; Metazoa; Arthropoda; Insecta; Blattodea; Termopsidae. The record is from RefSeq and is a predicted model, not a curated record.
UUCUUGUUACCAAUGUACUGAGAUGUGUCAGGUAUUAUUUGUAAUGUGUGAUUUUGUUUCGGUUAAGAACUCGAUUUAGUGGCGUGGUUAAUCUAGCAUGUGAAGGGCUAAUUUUCAGGGCAAGCGCAGAAUUAACUGUUCUUUUUCUGCAAAAUUCGAGGUAGUGGGUGAUAUUUAGUAAUGGACUUACAUUGUGAGUGCAUCCCAUGUGACCAAUACCGCAAGUAACAUUAUGUUAGAUGCUACGUUUAGUUUAAUUGCUGUGGGCGUUCUCUGGGGUGCCACGAAUCCACUUAUCAAAAAAGGAAGCUUAGGAGUUGAAAAUGUCAAGGCUCCACAUCCUUCAAUGCAAUUACUCUACGAGAUUUAUUACCUUGUGUGUCGAUGGCAGUACAUGAUACCAUUCAUCUUAAACCAAUGUGGCUCUGUGCUGUAUUACAUUACAUUAGGAACAUCAGACCUUACACUCGCUGUGCCAGUUGCAAAUUCCUUAACAUUUGUUGCCACUGCAUUGUGUGGCUGGGCUGUGGGUGAAGAACCACAUGAUAGGUAUACAUAUUUUGGAAUAUUGCUUGUUCUAUCUGGAAUUGCACUCUGCGUCCUUGACAAGAUAUGAAAAACUGGAACACUUGGUGGCAACCAUUAACAUUACCAUUUCAUCAUCAUACUUUCAAGUAUAUGGCUUGAUUGGUCUGCUGCUGGUAUUACCAGUAUUUCCAUGUUUUAGAGGUCUUCUGAAAUGUCUCCUUCCACAGGGUUGAUAAUUUAUAGUAUUUUCUUACAUAUGUUCAGAGCUUGUUCUUUCUAGUUAGUUUUGUGCGGUUCUGUCAGAAAUUGGUGAAAUUUGUAAUUAUGUCAUUAUUUCAUUCAUUUCUUUAUUUAUUGUAUUGUCAACAUGGUUAACCCUCUUCCUGUUCCAUAAAGUACAUUUUAUCUAAAACCUUCUUUCACUAAUCCUUAUGACCCACUCUUUACUCUCAUUUGACAUGUUGGUCUAGCAGUUGCUUUAUGAAUUUUUUGUCCCAUGUGUCUUGACUCUAAUGAUUAUUUGAAAAUUUCAUUUAUAGUCUUGUACAUAAACAUUUAUGUUUAUAAAAUGUUGCUAUCAUUAUCAUGUUCUAAUUUUUGAAUGUGUUGGUAAGACUGCUGAUGAAUUAUUUGUAUUUUUAAAUAGUGAUUGACUUCAUAGAUCAAAAUGUUUUUUUAAGCAAAUAGCAUUUGACACUUUGUAUAAAACACUCCAUGCUGAGUUGUGCAUCAAGGUACAUUACUUGUUUUACAAACAAGUAGUUCAUAUUUAUUUCACUGUAUAUUUUUAAUUAAUGUUCCUGUUUUAAAAGGUGCUUUUUUUGGCAUAUUGGUACUACAGAAACAGUUUGGUGACUUGUAUAUCCUUCACCAGCAUUGGCAGUGAUCUGUUGAUGAAUGUGUAAUUGGACACAGCACUCUCUUCUUCAGGCUUAACAUAUGGAACAGUGAUGUCAUCUCCAAGGAUCCCUCUUUACACACUGAAAGACCACUAACUAACUAACUAGAUGGCUUACCGAACCCGAAGGUUCAUCACCGAAUUAA